This is a messenger RNA of Linum tenue, 1899 nucleotides long. The record is from the annotation of a GenBank genome assembly. Lineage: Eukaryota; Viridiplantae; Streptophyta; Magnoliopsida; Malpighiales; Linaceae.
CGGCAACGGCGGGAAACUGCGAUUGGAGGCAGCUUCAAUUGAUCUAUAAAACCCUGAUAACUACUCUUUCCGCUCAUAAACCUCCGCUGAAAUUUAGGGUUCUUGGCCGCGGCUAACCAGUGAGUAUGUGGAGGUCCGUAGCCGCCAAAUCCAGCCGGGUUACUCAAAUACUCGACAAGGUACUACUCCGACCUUCAUCUCAUUCGUCCCCGCAUCAUCACUUCAGAUUUCUGCUCAUUUCUUCCUCCGCCACCCCUACCCUAGAAGAGACACCGCCACCGUCGCACUCUGCGGCGGAUGGCUUCGACUUCCCCUCUGCUCCCGUUCACCAUGAUUUCGUUGAGAGUGGUGACAUCGAGCGGUUAGGGGAUGCCGAAACGGGCGUUGGUAUUGAGGAGGAGUUGAACGAAGCUGAUCAUUUCAGCCCUGAAACUGCUGUUGAUGAAUUGCCGACAGAAGAGCGUGUCUACGAGAUUGAUUCAGAGAAGUUGGAGAGCGUGCUGUCUCUGCUGCAGAGCAGUGCUGAUGGAUCUCUUGAGUCGACGCUUAAUGGGUUGGAGUUGGAUUUACACGAAGAGUUAGUGUUGAGAGUGCUCGAGACGCCGAACCUUUUGGGCGAAAAUCUGAUAAGGUUUUUCAACUGGGCUAGAAGCAAGCAGGUUGGUUCAGUCGUGGUGACUUCCCAACUGGUUGAGGCACUUGUUAAGGCGAUAUGCGGUGGGUGUCACAUGAGGAAGAAGGAUGCAUACGCACUGUGGGAUUUGAUUGUGGAGAUUGGUGAUAAUAGUGGGGAAGCAGGCACUCUGUUGAAUACACAGAUUGUUAACCCUUUGAUUUCCCUGCUGUCCAAGUUGGGUAAAGGCAAGGCGGCUUACGAUGUUUUCAUCAAGAUGGGGGAUUUUGGUUGUGUCCCUGAUUCAGAUACAUACUAUUAUACAAUUGAAGCACUCUGUAGAAGAUCGUUCUUUGAUUGGGCGUGGGAGAUUUGUGAGAAAAUGCUGAAUGUGGAAGCUCUUCCUGAGGAUCAUCAGAAGGUUGGAAAGAUCAUCGCAUGGUUCUGCAAAGCGAACAGGGCAGGAGAUGCACAUAUGGUUUAUUUGUUGGCGAAGGAAAAAAACAGAUCUAAGGAUGUCGCUGAGGCAAAAGCGUUGCUUUCUAAGAUGAUUGCUGAUGGUCCGCCUCCUGGAAAUGCUAUUUUCAAUUUGGUGAUCAAUGCUUAUUGUAAAGUUGGGGAUAUGGAUGGAGCAAUGAAGACAAUGAAGCUGAUGAAAAGCAGGGGGCUAAAACCCGAUGUCUACACUUACACUGUGGCUAUGAGUGGUUAUGUUAGUGGUGGCUGCAUGGAAGACGCUUGCAAACUACUUUCAGAGGCCAAAAAGAAGCAUACCAAGUUAAGUCCCGUAUCGUACCAUACACUUAUUCGUGGGUACUGCAAACUCGAACAAUAUGACAAGGCCUUAGAGUUGUUGGCAGAGAUGAAGGAGUUUGGUGUUCGGGCUAGUGUAGAUGAGUACACUAAGUUGAUUCAGUCCCUUUGUUUGAAGGCCUUAGAUUGGAGAAGAGCAGAAGAGCUGUUGGAACAAAUGAAAGAGAGUGGCUUGCAUCUGAACGGCAUUACUAAGGGCCUUAUAAGGGCGGUGAAAGAGCUAGAUGAGGAAAUAGGAUCAGAUGAAAAAGUAAGCAUUGCAGCAUAAAUGUUCCUCAGGGAUUUGUCUGUGAGCAGCAUUUUGAUAUUUCCUACGUUAGGCUUUAGUUUUCCUUAGCAUAUCGCUUCAAAUAAAUUAGAUUUAAGGAGAAAGCUUCAAACAAUUUUGUUUCUGUGACAAUUCAUUUCUCAAUGCUUUUAGUUGUUGCGCUUCUGUCUUUACAUACUCUCUUGCUCUUUUGAUCCGUUCCCUU